This is a messenger RNA of Pomacea canaliculata, 1374 nucleotides long. Its product is annotated as intraflagellar transport protein 25 homolog. Bases 68 to 481 code for a protein of 137 amino acids. The transcript has 4 exons. Gene Ontology annotation, biological process: intraciliary transport. Lineage: Eukaryota; Metazoa; Mollusca; Gastropoda; Architaenioglossa; Ampullariidae. The record is from RefSeq and is a predicted model, not a curated record. Gene Ontology annotation, cellular component: centrosome; intraciliary transport particle B; cilium.
GAGAUAUCCGCUAGCGUUCCAUAGCAGACUACAAACGUUGUGCACCUUCUCGGACGUUCACAAGAAAAUGCUUGAUUAUGCCUCUGUCAAGGAAGGCGCACAGAUAGUGCUUUCCACGUCCAGCGAUGAAAAUCAUCCGCCAGAAAAUAUUAUCGAUGGACUUGACGAAACUUUCUGGGCCACAACUGGUUUGUAUCCACAAGAAGUGAUCAUUCGCUUCAAGUCUCCCAUUAACAUCUCAAGCGUAGCGAUUUCGUGCUUCAAUGUUCAAAAGAUUGCGCUGGAAGGAAGUGAACAGGAUAAUUCAGACAAGUUUGUGCUUCUGUCAGAGCAAGAGUUUGACAGGGAUGACCAUCACAAACAGAAUGAGGAGAUAAGAGUUGAAGGAAACAAACAAGUUCACUGCUUGCGCUUACUCAUCACCUCUGGUUAUGACCAUUUUGUGGCUGUCUACAAUGUUAAAGUAAAUGGACGGGGUUAACCAUUGCAGGAGAUGUUUUUUUUUGCAUAUUUUGGAAAAAAUGUGCAAUAAUUUAAAACUAUUUUUGGAUUAUCACUAGCACAUCAUCAUUGUAAAUAAUUCAGAGCUAUUUUUGUCACAUAUAUGAUGUUUCAAAAAGGAAGGCAAAAUGUGAAGAUCGGCUUCACUGGCUAAUAUUCGAGGGUGGUCAUUGAUGCUGCAGUAGAAUGAAAUUUUGGCUUUGCAGUGCUGUCAUCAUUUUUACAUGUGGACCAUUGGCAUAUCAUUUUGUACUUGAGAAGUAACAGAGAUUUUCUUAUGCUGAGAAGACUUUACACACCCUUGACAAAUAUCAGAAAGUUUAGUCUUUGGCUUAGCAAAAGUUUACACUUGUAAAAGCCAACUAUGAAAUUAAGACCUGGAGUGUGUGACAGUGGCAGUGACUCAAACAUUGUGGUAUUGUUUCAGUCAAGAAAGGCCCGGAUUCAAAGUCACAGUUUCACAUAAAUGCAGUGAUCAUACACCAGCAUGAUUUCCAAGCGUGCAUGUAUUUUAUUUUUUAUAAAAGAUCAGUUUUAUUUCUCCAUCUAUGAGUAGAUUUUCUAAAACAGAAAUUUUCAAUUGACUUCUAUAUGUUUGUCUCCUGUAAUAUAUAUGCUAUUAUUCAGUCCGUCCACAAAAUAUGUGAUACAAUGGCUUGUCGAAGGCACAAAUGUGCAGACAGGUUUAUCUGAUAUAAAUAUAGAUUACUGACAGUUAUAACAAAGGCUUCAAUGGGUCUGUACUGUAACGGACAAUUGCAAAGACCUUUAAACAUUCCAUCAAGUUGUAAUAAAUUUAUAAAAAAUGUUUAUUUAUAGGAAUUAUUGAAAGUUGUCUUUAAGAAAUAAAUAUUUUAAGCUUUUGUUUCAUGA